AGCAAACGGAAGUAUCGAUCCCGCAACGAUAGUAUCGAUACGAAUCGGAAGUCGGAUCGAUCCGCCCAGCAGCAAGCCUAGGCCGCCGCAGUGGAGAAAAGAUGGCACAGAGGCAGAAGAAGAGGAGCCUCGUCUGGAGCUAUUUCACCUGUGUGGACGAAAAUGUCGCAAACUGCAAUGUGUGUAGUAAAUGCGUUCGCUACUGUGGCAACACCACCAAUUUAUUCAAACACUUAAGAAACCACAAUGUAGAGAACAACGAACUGCAAAAGAAACGGAGUAAAGAAGCCGAGGAAAAGCCCAAAGAGGCACCCCCAGCCCAGAGCCAGACCCCAUGGGCAGACUUACUUCAGAAAGAAGUGGAGUACACAGCCCCGAUCUCGGAGAGCGACGAGUCAUCGGAGCGCAUCGGAUACAUCACCCGAGUUCAAAGCUUCAGCGCCUGUCACCGACUCCACAGUGGAGGUUACUGUGCGUGGAAAGAUCGAUCACAUAACUGGCAUGGUCAUGAACAUUGCAGACUUGAAGACGUGUAUUGAGUCAGUCAUUAUGGAUCCACUGGACCACAAAAACUUGGAUAAAGAUGUCCCUUACUUUGCCGAUGUUGUCAGUACAACAGAAAAUGUUGCUGUUUACAUCUGGGACAACAUGACGAAGCUCCUUCCUGCCAACCUGCUUUAUGAGAUCAAGAUUUACGAGACAGACAAAAACAUUGUCAUAUACCGAGGAGAGUGAACACCUGGGUGAAACUACGACCCACGUUUGCUUUAGUUGUAUUGACAGUGCUGUUUAUUGCUGUUUGGGUAACUGCACUGUUUCACUUGAAUGGAUUUACCCGGACCACAAAACAUUUGGAGAAUUCAGGUGAUGUUGAUCUCUCUAAAGCUCAAAGUUUGUGCAGAGGCUCAUAAAGUUUAGUUUAGUAUUCUAGGUGAAUUGUUUAUUUUUGUCAGUUCAAAAUAUAUAGACCAGUGAUCUCCAGCAUUUUAGAGUUGUAAAUCCUACAGAAAGUUACACAAUUGUUGCAUCAUCUUAUUGACUGAAUGUAGGUACUGUUCACGUGAUUUGAUAUAUUUAAAAAUAUACUGACAGAAAACUGUCUGACAGUUAUUAGUGGAAACAUUUUUAGAGAUGUUGAACAACCUUUUUUGGUGUACUAGUCUAACUAAAAUUUUAGAAACAAUGACUUUAUAAUUWAUUUUGUACAUACUAAUUGUCACCUAGAAUUUUUUUUCCUCUGUUUUGUUUUGUCUCCAGCAUGUCGCCAUUUAAUUUUGAUGCUGCACUUAAUAACUGACAAUAAAAUGUUAGACAUUUUUCAAAAGAACUACAGUUGUUUGUAACUGAUCUGUUGAUUUUGUAGACAGUCUCGCCACAAAGGCCAUACUYGUACAGUUCAAAGUGAAAUGGUAAAUAAAAUGUAUUACUGGCUGGGUUUGCUUCCCCAACUGAAAAAGUAAAAACAGUAUAAUACAGUAUAUAUGGCACAUAUWUUGUGUGUAUUAUAUUCACAAACACUAGAAUGAUAUAAGACAUAUUUAAAAUAAGAUUAUUGCAUUAAAAGUAGUAAUUUCAAGUCUAAAACACUCCAGAUGUGCAACAUAGACAAGAUUGAUAUUUCCCUAGUUAUCACUAAUUGAACUUUAGUUAUUUUGCUGAUCUUGUUGAGUUAACUGCUGAUACAUAAAAACAGUUUUUAAAUUUG
This is a messenger RNA of Austrofundulus limnaeus, 1705 nucleotides long. It is a transcript of the gene pts, whose product is annotated as 6-pyruvoyltetrahydropterin synthase. Gene Ontology annotation, biological process: tetrahydrobiopterin biosynthetic process. Gene Ontology annotation, cellular component: mitochondrion. Gene Ontology annotation, molecular function: 6-pyruvoyltetrahydropterin synthase activity; DNA binding. The record is from RefSeq and is a predicted model, not a curated record. NCBI's taxonomy places the organism in Eukaryota, Metazoa, Chordata, Actinopteri, Cyprinodontiformes, Rivulidae.